AUGCCUUCGCUGCCAUCAUUAGAGGCUUUUGCCAAGGGAACCGCUGCUACCGUAGCUGGUGUUGCAACGCUAGGCUGCGGACUACUAUACUACGGACAGAAUUAUCUCAUUUACCCAUCCGCAUUCCCCCCGGGCUCUCGCACAGAGGUCCCAGUGCCAACGGAUUUUGGACUUGAAUAUCAGGAUUUACCCCUUGUCACUGAAGAUGGGUUUACUUUACAGACGCAUGAAGAGUUUGCAUCCACUCGACCGACGGUUUUGAUGUUCCACGGUAACGGCGGAAAUCACGGUCACCGGAUACCUCUCGCAAAAGUAUUCUACGUCAAAAUGCGCUGCAAUGUACUCAUGCUCUCAUACCGCGGAUAUGGUCAUUCCGAGGGUUCUCCAUCAGAAUCAGGCAUACGUAUAGAUGCGCAAACGGCGCUCGACUAUCUCGCCUCGCACCCAUGCCUAAAUAAUACUCCCGUUAUCCUUUACGGCCAAUCUAUUGGCGGUGCUGUUGCUAUUGACCUUGCAAGUCGAAAUUCAUCAAAGAUCGCAGCGCUAAUCCUGGAGAACACAUUCACGAACCUCCCACGUCUCGUACCCAAAGCUCUUCCUCUUCUUGGCCCUUUUUCAUUCCUUUGCCAUCAAAAAUGGGACUCGGCUUCGAAAAUACCUCUAAUACCCCGGUCGAUGCCAAUUUUGAUGCUGAGCGGUGUUAGGGAUGAAGUUGUUCCACGCGAGCACAUGCAAGAGUUAUGGGAGAUUGCUUCGCGACGCCAGGGUACCAAAUCCAGCGGUACUGGAAACAAAUCUGACAUAUCGGAAGUCGGCAAUGGAAAGUCGAGAUUCCUUGAAUUCGACGGAGGACAUCACAAUGAUACGUGUGUCCAGCAGGGAUAUUGGACUGCAGUCGCUGACUUUGUGGCAAGUUUGAGCCGGCAUUAG
Molecule: messenger RNA, 930 nt
Organism: Suillus subaureus
Lineage: Eukaryota; Fungi; Basidiomycota; Agaricomycetes; Boletales; Suillaceae
Product: Alpha/Beta hydrolase protein
Exons: 11
Coding region: 1-930 (309 amino acids)
Cellular component (GO): membrane
Molecular function (GO): palmitoyl-(protein) hydrolase activity
Source: RefSeq, a predicted model, not a curated record